AUGAAUCGCUCUGCACUACCGAAUGGCGGCACGGAUGUCACGGAGGCUAUCAAUACAGCUGAAUUGGAGGCAGAGCGGUAUAUUGCGCGUCUCGAGGAGGAGGUGCAGACACUGAUGAGGGAAGUCUCUGACAAGGAUCGCUACAUUAUCGCGAUGUCUGCUGUGAAGGAUGCGAUGUCACUUGAGCUGCGAGAGCAGAAGAAGCGAGGGGAGCUGAUGGAAAACGAGAGCUCCACACGGCAAAUGCUGAGCUACAGCUUUAUGUCUAUGCUGAGGUUCUAUACCACACAGGCUGAAAGUAGGCGGGCAAUGCAACUGGAAACACAAAUUUCUGGUCUUAAAUACGAGCUGAAGCUUGCCGAGGCCAUGCUAGCGCAGUCGCAGAGCAGCGCUACCGCCGCAGCAUCUCAGCAGCACCAGCAGCUGCUCAAAUGGCAAAAUGAGGAAGACGAGCUGGCCCGCUCUGUCUCCGCCACUUUGCGGCCUCUUCUGCAGGGUGAGUACGAUCGACUGGCGCAGCUGGUGUCGGAAAUGCCGAGCAAGGUGCGGAUGAUGAUGUGUACAGGCUAUACCGCGCCUCAGAGCGAGGAGGAUGAAGCCGCAAGGGGUGCCGCGGUGCCGCCGCAGCAGCAACAGCGGUUGCACGAAAUGUUAGAGUCUCUGCUCGCCUCGCGCGGUGGUGGGACAGGCGCGCUAGUCGAUGCAGCAUCAUCUGCUCCCUGCGCUCCGACCGGCAUCCCAUCGCCACCGCCACUCGCGCUCAGCGGCGUGGACCCAUCUCACCUUGUUCAUCUUGUCUCCCGCGUGUGCCACCACCAUGAGGUCAUGGCAGACCUUUAUUGUGCGGAGGUCGAUCAGAGGAUGGCGUUCGCGCAGUAUGAGGGUGACAUAAUUCGUUUCAUCAGUGCUAAGCAAAUUGCGCUCACCUGGGCAGCGUUGUAUCACGAGAAGAAGGAUGAAGUAAAGCACCUGAACGAGAAGAUUAUGAGCCUGCGUGGAGAGCUCCGGGCCGCUGCAAGGCUGAGCCGGGGAGUCGUUGUCAGCGGCCCGAAUGCGGGCAGCAACAAUAUCACACAGAGCUACGAGGCGUACGCUGCGCCCUACGUGCCUUCUGCUGCACGACUGACAAAUUCAUCGCGCGAUAAGCUUAAACGCCCUUCUACCUCAACACAAAUGAAGCCUCAAUCAGUUGUGGCCAUCAGGAGGCCAAUCGGUGAGCUGCGAGAAGAGGCUCGGCGCCUCGGGGUUCUACCGGCAUCGCACUACCCGCCGCUCGUUACGGGCCCAUCACCGUCAAUGACCUCCUCUGCGUCAAGCAGCCCGUCGGACCUGACACAGACGCUGCCAGGUAAGGACCAAAAGAAUGCGGCGAGUAGAAAGCGCGGUGGUGCUGCCGAGGCGGCGGUGGUGCCUGCUCUUGUGGAAGUGCCCACCGUCGCUAAAGGCUCGAAUAUUGCGUGCAACUCGACUGUUCCCGUCAUUCGAGCCUUACCGUGCCAGUGCGAAAGCGAAGGUACUUCACCGUCGUCGGCAUUGUCACAUCGGGCGUCGCUGGCACGCAGGCACACCGCGCCACGUUCUGUUGCGCAACCGAAGUCGCGGACGUGUGACUCGAGCCAACGCUUCGAGGCCACGGGUGAGCACAGCAUUCCGCGGCCGGUUCUCUCCGACUCCUCCUCGUCCUCGUCAUCUACCAGUGACGUGCUUGCCGCUGGCCGCUCGCAAGUGAAAAAGGCAGCGCUAGGGCGCGGAUUUGCACUGGCGGCAGCGGCGACGAGUCGCUUAGCUUCAUCCUCCUCGGCUUCUUCUGGAUCUUCACUCAGCCACGCCAAGGCACAGGAGGUGGCUGCCAAGCCCACGUCGGGGAGGACCAAACAACAGCCCAAACCGAAAGUGGUGCACAACUCCUUCGACGAGGACGACAGCAACGGCGACAUCGCCAACGACAGCAGCAGCAGUCUCGGCAGCACCGCUGACACCCCAGGACCGGCAUCACGCGCCGUGGUCGGCUCGAACACGGUAAGGCGCACCACCGCGGCAACGCAGCCGUCUGCAACACGGCUGCUGGUGUCUGCCACCACCACCACCACCACCUCUGCCUCUGUCGCGUUCGGGAAGGCCAGGUUGACACCAUCGACUGCAAAACAAACCAGGCUGAAGCUUCCCACCUGGUAA
This is a messenger RNA of Leishmania braziliensis MHOM/BR/75/M2904, 2175 nucleotides long. RefSeq names its product ppg3-related protein-like protein. The record is from RefSeq and is a predicted model, not a curated record. The transcript has a single exon. Lineage: Eukaryota; Euglenozoa; Kinetoplastea; Trypanosomatida; Trypanosomatidae. The coding region runs from base 1 to 2175 and encodes 724 amino acids.